Messenger RNA from Nematolebias whitei (Rio pearlfish), 1367 nucleotides. Its product is annotated as AFG3-like protein 2. Gene Ontology annotation, biological process: mitochondrial protein processing; protein-containing complex assembly. The coding region runs from base 1 to 1314 and encodes 437 amino acids. The record is from RefSeq and is a predicted model, not a curated record. Gene Ontology annotation, molecular function: metalloendopeptidase activity; ATP-dependent peptidase activity; ATP binding. Gene Ontology annotation, cellular component: m-AAA complex. The transcript is spliced from 9 exons. NCBI's taxonomy places the organism in Eukaryota, Metazoa, Chordata, Actinopteri, Cyprinodontiformes, Rivulidae.
AUGGGAGAGAGACUACGAUUCCCAGCAUGCCACAACUUCCGGCUCUUCGCAUACGUCACGACGUCGCCCAACGUCUUAUCAAGUCGCCUGUAUAAUCUUUCUGGUCCUGAACGAGACUCCAUGCAGGAGUACAUUUCGGAAUCCUUAGACUCAGAAAAGAACUACGACGUAGGGAACCGUGAGCUUCUGGCCGUGAAACUGGCCCUGGAAGAAUGGAGACAUUGGUUGGAGGGCACGGACACUCCAUUUCUCAUUUGGACGGACCACAAAAACCUCACGUACCUUCGCGAUGCCAGACGGUUGAACCCAAGACAGACCAAACUCGCCCUGCUCCGUACAGCCACGCAGAACAAGGCCCUUGCAGACCGUCAUCGCUCCGCAGCCCCAUCCUACAGGGUUGGACAAAGGGUGUGGCUCUCCACGUGCCAUAUUCAACUGCGAGACACCCCACGUGCUGACAUUGCUAAUGUGUGCAACGAGGCAGCGCUCAUCGCUGCUCGCCACCUGUCUGACGCCAUCAGCCCGAAACACUUCGAGCAGGCUAUCGAGAGAGUCAUUGGAGGUCUGGAGAAGAAAACGCAGGUCCUUCAUCCAGAGGAGAAGGAGACGGUGGCGUAUCACGAGGCAGGCCACGCCGUGGCCGGUUGGUUCCUGGAGCAUACCGACCCGCUGCUGAAGGUGUCCAUCAUCCCUCGGGGGAAAGGCUUGGGUUAUGCUCAUUACCUGCCCAAAGAGCAGUACUUGUACACCAAAGACCAGCUGAUGGACCGCAUGUGCAUGACCCUGGGGGGCCGGGUCUCUGAGGAGAUCUUCUUUGGACGGAUCACGACUGGAGCUCAGGAUGACCUGCAGAAGGUCACACAGAGUGCUUACGCCCAGAUUGUUCAGUUCGGGAUGAACCCGAAGGUGGGCCAGGUGUCCUUUGAUCUGCCCCGGCAGGGAGAGAUGGUUCUGGAGAAACCUUACAGUGAGGCUACGGCCCGGUUGAUCGACACUGAGGUGCGAGCAUUGAUCGACGAGGCAUACCAGAGAACCCAGCAGCUGCUGAAGGACAAGAAGGAUGAGGUGGAGAAGGUGGCCCAGCGACUGCUGGAGAAAGAAGUUCUGGACAAGAACGACAUGGUGGAACUUCUGGGCAAACGGCCGUUCGUUGAGAAGUCCACGUACGAGGAAUUUGUGGAGGGAACUGGCGACGAGGACGAGAACACCACGCUGCCCAAGGGUCUGAAGGACUGGAACCAGGACCGGCGUGACAAGGAGGCUGGUCCGGAGGACCAGGUGGCCCACCAGAUCUCCAGAGGGAUGCCCUUCUAGAACCUCCUGCUGAGGUUCUGGGUUUUACAGCAUCACAGUCACGGAACAACAAG